AUGGCUUUCUUUUAUGAUAAAACUCACGGCCAACAUGGAAGACAGACACCACUCACAACAAUGCCCGUGAUAUCAGGAUUUGCAGACCCAACACUCUUGCACAGUGGUGGUGUAGAAGCCACUGACGAAAUCUGCCGGAGAGAACAGCUUCCAAAGCUGUUUCGCCAAUUGACCCAUCAAUCAAUGCGCAGGGGCACACCGUUGAUUGUAUAUGGCCGGCAACGCGUGUCAAAGGAAUAG
Paracoccidioides brasiliensis Pb18 is the source of this 240-nucleotide messenger RNA. RefSeq lists its product as uncharacterized. Bases 1 to 240 code for a protein of 79 amino acids. The record is from RefSeq and is a predicted model, not a curated record. The transcript has a single exon.